UCUCCAAUUCUCCCACACCAAACGCCCUCAACUAAUAAUAAUUAGUUUUUGGUUUCCACUGAGUUUCAAUACACAUCAAACAAAUGGCUUCCAAAGCUACUGCCACUCUGGCCUUCCUCCUUGCUCUUAAUCUCUUUUUCUUUUCUCUCGUUUUUGCCUACAAUGAUGGUUACGUUCCGUCACACCCCAAUCAUACACCUAACCAUGAGGAUGGAAACAAGUGCCCAAAAGAUACUCUUAAGCUCGAAGUUUGUGCAAAAUUGCUUGGCAAUCUCGUCGAUGUUAAGCUCGGCAAGUCUUCAUGCUGUCCGUUGAUUCAAGGGCUUGCUGAUCUUGAUGCUGCUGUGUGUCUUUGCACUGCUCUUAAAGCCAAUGUGUUGGGAAGCAACCUCAAUAUCCCACUCUCACUCUCCUUGAUUCUCAAUGCUUGCAAUAAGAAAGUUCCAAAUGGCUUCCAUUGCUAAAUUUAGUAUCUUUUGCCUCAAUAACGACUAUUUUACAAUGUUUAAUGUGUUUUGAGGGUAUGGUUUAGAAUAAUAAUUACAAUUAUUAUAGCUUACUAAAUUAUUAUAGCUUACUUGCUUUGUUUCCUAAAUGUUAUUUUUCUAUUUGGUUUAAAGACCAAUAUAAGUUUACCUAUCGGUAAUUUUAUA
Messenger RNA from Cucumis melo (muskmelon), 653 nucleotides. Its product is annotated as pEARLI1-like lipid transfer protein 1. The record is from RefSeq and is a predicted model, not a curated record. Lineage: Eukaryota; Viridiplantae; Streptophyta; Magnoliopsida; Cucurbitales; Cucurbitaceae. The coding region runs from base 84 to 464 and encodes 126 amino acids. The transcript has a single exon.